Lotus japonicus is the source of this 1354-nucleotide messenger RNA. Its product is annotated as chaperone protein dnaJ 6-like. The coding region runs from base 297 to 1130 and encodes 277 amino acids. The record is from RefSeq and is a predicted model, not a curated record. The transcript is spliced from 8 exons. NCBI's taxonomy places the organism in Eukaryota, Viridiplantae, Streptophyta, Magnoliopsida, Fabales, Fabaceae.
AAGAAAUGGCUUCGCCCGGGUUCGAACCGGAGACCUUCAGUGUGUUAGACUGACGUGAUAACCAACUACACCACGAAACCCUUGGAUGGUGUUUUAUCUCUAGUUAAACACUUUAUUAUUUUACCGCGGCAGAGGUUACGUUUUCAUAUAGGUCACGUUAUCCAACCGCAUAAGAACAAAACAGCGGGAAAAUGGAACAAAACCAGAAUCGCAUAGCGGGAAAAUUUUCCUUUUUCGCUUCAAAUAUAUAUAUAUAUAUUCUGUGAAAUCACAAAAUUCUAAGUUUCAAAUCGAAAAUGGCGAAGAAGAACAAAGCUAGGUUUUCCGACGACGAAGAAGAAAUCGAGGCUCAAAAUGAAACAAGCCUCUACCAGGUUCUUGGUGUGGAGAGAACAGCGACUCAGCAGGAAAUCAAGAAGGCGUACCACAAGUUAGCUUUGCGUCUUCAUCCUGAUAAGAACCCUGAUGAUCAGGAAGCUAAAGAGAAAUUCCAGCAGCUGCAGAAAGUUAUCUCGAUUCUCGGGGAUGAAGAGAAACGGGCCGUGUAUGAUCAAACUGGCUGUGUUGAUGAUGCUGAUCUUGCUGGAGAUGUUGUUCAGAAUCUUCAUGACUUUUUCAGAACAAUGUACAAGAAGGUCACUGAGGCUGAUAUUGAGGAGUUUGAAGCUAAUUAUAGGGGAUCUGACUCGGAGAAAAAAGAUUUGAUUGACCUAUACAAGGAGUGCAAGGGUAAAAUGAACAAGCUUUUCUGUUCGAUGCUUUGUUCAGAUUCUAAACUUGACUCACACCGAUUCAAGGAUAUUCUCGAUGAGGCUAUAGCUGCUGGAGAACUAAAGGCAACAAAAGCAUAUGAGAAAUGGGCUAAAGAAGUAUCUGAAACCAAACCACCUACAAAUCCUUUAAGGAGGGGGAAUAAGUCAAGUAAGCAGUCUGAAACAGACCUGCAUGCAAUCAUAGCACAACGCCGAAACGAGAGGAAAGGCCAGUUUGAUUCAAUGUUUUCAACUCUAGCUUCGAAAUAUGGUGGAGGUGAUAUGCAAGAACCUUCUGAAGAGGAAUUCCAAGCUGCACAAAUGAAGCUGGGGAGUGGAAGAUCCUCCAAAAAAGCAAAGCAAUCAAAGCGGAAGUAAAAAUGAUAGAAUUGUGUACAGUAAACUUGUUUCUGUGAGCUAACAUUUGUUUCUGUUGUCAAUCAUUAAUGUUUUUUUUUCUGCGCUGAACUACUAGCUUGUGCUUUUUACUGUGUAAGGUAAUGUGGCUUGUUAUUUUCAAAACUGGAACACAACUUUUACUUGUGACAGAGAGUGAUGGUCCCUUUUGUUAUCAAUAUGGUAUGGAUAUUUAUUAUUGUCGA